AUGGGAAAGGAUAGACUCCAUUCUACUAUUGGCAUAACUGGAAAUAAUCAGGAUUCGCUCUCAGGCGCUGUUUCCAUCAUUCCCAGUAUGCUCCAUCCCUCAUCUGCUCUUGUCAUGGAGUUCUUGGCAAAGAUUGGCCAGGUACUUUUACGAGAAAGAAUCACUACUGGAGCUGUCAACAGCAAUGCUAUCAGAGAUAAAAACACAUCUAUUCACUCAUCCAGCAUCACUUCUGAAUCUACUCAACAGCAAUCUACAGCAACUCUGAAAACACUCGAGUUAGAACAAGGAUUCGUGGCGCCAAGCCAUGUUCAGACUCUGCGUCAUACCAGGACAGUAUCAGCACAGACACUGCUGGACUUGCAUGCACUCAAUGAGCAUGUGGAAUUUUGGCGCUCGGGAAUGCCAGUGUAUGUUGAUAUCGUGGAUAUUUGCUCGAGUGUCCUUUUAGAACGCUGGAUCAUUUCAUUCGAGUCUGCUGGCGCUACUACAAAUGGCCACAGUCAUAACGGCCACCAGAACGAAACAAGGAACGGAUAUCCAGCGGAUAAUACGUUGGAUGGAAAUAUUCAUAUCAGUGGACAUAAACCGGACCCAACAAAUCUGAUUCUUCUAGUUCAGUCAUUGUAUUUGCAAGUACGGCUUCUACCUUUAGGUGCUGCUUUAGCCGAUACUUCCAUGCUCAAGUCAGACUUGUCGUAUUGCAUGUUUCUUGUGGAUGGGCAGCAAGUAUCCCCGCUGGGUAAUAUGGGUGAGCCUCUAUCCGUUCCAUCGAUGGGGUUUCAUCCAACCGCCAAGCUCAAAGUUCAUCGACUACGAUCUGCCCAAACUACACAUGGUUCAUUGCAUCUAUCCGUAGUAUAUGACCACGCAUUUGCAGAUACAAUCCCUACUGUUCGACCACCACCGCAAACCAAGGCGUUCCAGCAACAAUCUGAUUCAAAUCGAUCAAAAUCAAUGCCAGACUCGAAUGUAGCCGGUUCAAACCCAACUCCCACAGACACACCACUAUCUGCAUCAUCCCAUAUCCCAAAAAUCAUUAAUACCUCCAACUUGAAUGCAGAUAUUGGCCCUAACGGGUCUUUACAAACACUGACUAAUCUGCGUAGUUUCACUGGAAGCCCAUUUCCAAGUCCUACUAUGCAGAAACGGGUGCUAGAUAUAGCUAAUUUGAAACUUUUGCUGGAUGAGCCCCCAUCUUCGACACUUGAUGGUAGUAGUGUUGGUGAUGUAUCGACUAUAUCUCAACUGUCUGCAAAACAAACAUCAACUCCAGCAGACUCAAAACUAUCAUUAUCGAAUCAGCUUGGCACUCCGACAAAAUCUAGUUUGCAGUUGUUAAAGGCAGAUAUUGGAUCCAUCAAACUUCGAUUACCCCCUCAUGCUCCUUUGAGUGCGCUACCAGUUAUGCGAUCGUCACUUGGUCAGAGCAUGCUUCUUCGCACCAAUUCUGCCUCUUCAGAUGAUAGUGCAGAGGACUUGAUUCAAAACCAUGUAAACACACCUUCGCCACUGAAUACAGAUUCAAGCACAGUUGGUUGUGCAACCACUACUUCUACCAAGGAUAAAAAGACCCCACCUUUGAUAUCUGUACUGAUUUCCAAUCCUGCGCUCGAUACUUGCAAAGAGACUUUCUUUGACGCAGCCCCUAUCCAUCGACCAAUCCCAUUGGUUGCACAAUCCAUCCACACAUCAACACCAAUGAGAGUCGGCUUGACAGAAAAUACCACAUCACAUCCAUUUCAUCAUCAUUCAACAACACCUUUAGAUUUGUUUGGGUCAUUGGUAGGAUCCUAUGAAGAAUCCAUACUGAGUGGAAGAAUGUCAACUCUUCCUUCGCGGCCCAUUACAUUUUUAGCAGAGAUUGGAGUAAUUGGAAUAGGAAAAUGCAAGCAAUCGCUUAAAUGUCCACCCCAUCUAACUCUUGCAUUUCCAGCAUAUUUUUAUGAGUUGCUGGAGGAAGAAUCACCAGCCACACCGUAUGUUGGAAAUAUUGACGUGGAAUGGCGAUUGGCUGUUCGCGAGGACGCUGAUGGAAAUGUAGUGUAUGUGAAGGAUGAAAAUAACGUAUCGCCUAUUACAGUAUCCCCACGUCGUUCUGAUCCACUGCUGAGACGAUAUGGGUGUGAUAUAACAAGUCGAUGGGGAUUGGAUGCAAAUCGAAGACGACAAUCUCUAACAAUGACUGCUGCUUCCUUGCGAUGUGAAACCAAGACGAAUUCAACACAGUCGGAUGUUCCACAUGAAACGAUCUGGCCAACUUUGCCUGGACCUGGACUGAUUUCUAGUGGUGACUCUCCUGUAUCAAUAUCCAACGCAUCAACAGUGCAACUAUCAAGAACAAAACAACCAGACCAUUCUGGAUACAGAUUACCGUUCAAGGGACAAUUACAAGUUGUGAUCAAGAAUCCAAGUCGAACAGCAGUCAAAGUAUUUUUGGUUCCGUAUGAUUUGCGGGACAUGCCGGCCGGAAGCAAGACAUUUAUGCGACAAAAAUCAUAUGCACUUUUACCAGCAAGAUCACCUUUUAAGAAUACGGGGGCUGGCAAAGAAGGUAGAGAGGUUCCAGCAUUCAACUCAUCACAGUCAUCAAAUGCAGAGUUUCCAUCAUUUGAAGCCACAGCAAAACCGUGUCAGCAGCAGUCUACACGACAAUCAUCGCGUGCAAAUAUCCAUACACCCACAAGUGAUCGGCUACGGUAUGCGAUGCAUCUGCAAUUUGUAUGUACAGAAAAGAGACGGUUGUAUCUAUGUAAGAGUAUCCGAGUAGUGUUUUCACAUCGCGCACCUGAUUCAGAUGAAUGCUUGCGAAGUGUCUGUGAAGGACCGAGUAAACCAAAGUACAUGCGAUUAGACGGUGGACCAAUAGUGGCGACUGGUGGAGAUGGAGGGAAUUUCAGCGAGGAAGAGUCCAACAGAUUGGAUUUACUGAACAAAAAAAAAGAUAAUAAUGUGGGCAGUGAUGGGAAAUGCAUGAUGCGAUGAACCUUCCAAUAGAAACAAUAGCAAUUGAUAUUUAAAGCAUUUUGAAUGCAAGAGCGAGAGCGAUCACUAAUUGACAAUAAAAUGAAAAUAUUUGAACGA
This is a messenger RNA of Batrachochytrium dendrobatidis JAM81, 3084 nucleotides long. RefSeq lists its product as uncharacterized. Lineage: Eukaryota; Fungi; Chytridiomycota; Chytridiomycetes; Rhizophydiales. The transcript has 3 exons. The record is from RefSeq and is a predicted model, not a curated record. The coding region runs from base 1 to 2985 and encodes 994 amino acids.